Molecule: messenger RNA, 1380 nt
Organism: Entamoeba histolytica HM-1:IMSS
Lineage: Eukaryota; Evosea; Mastigamoebida; Endamoebidae
Exons: 4
Coding region: 1-1380 (459 amino acids)
Source: RefSeq, a predicted model, not a curated record
AUGGUUGCUGUAGCUUUUGUUAAAGGGUUAACAGUUUGUCAAAUGAUUGAAACGUACUAUAAUAUAUUAUUUAAUGCGGAAUGUCAAAAACAACGUUAUGAAAAAGGAGAAGACGCUAUUGAGAAAAUUGUUCUAUUAUUUAUUUCUUUAAAGAGCAUAAUUCAAAGUAAUAUCAUUAUAACUUUAGAAGAAUCAUUUAAAACAAUAAUAAAACCGUCAUUACCACAACAACCUCUUAUUGUAUCAACAAAAUGUUUAAUUAGUAUUACUGAUGAUUUUAUUAAAAAUAUUAAUGAUAUUUUAAAAGAAUCACUUAAAUUAUCAUUAACUGAUAAAUGGAAUAUUAAUUCUGUAGUUAAAGCAAUUCAUUCAUUAAGUGAAUUUGAGAAUUCAGAACAUUUUGAAAUAGUUAAAACAUCACAAUUAUUUAAAGAAUAUGGAGAUACAAAAUCAAAAUUAAUUUCAAAAUAUAUGAAAGUUGAAGAAGAACAUCUUGAAUUUAUCAUUACAUCGAUAUCACAACAUUUAAGUGAAAUUAAUUAUCUUCAACAAAUAGAUGAAUUUUUUUUCUCGGUUUCAAGUAUUUUAAAUAAUGGACUUCUUUCAAACAAUUCAAUGAUUAUUCAAACGUUUAUUCAUAGUUGUGAAAUUUAUAUAUCUUCAUUUUAUAUUACUCUUAAAAAAAUUAAUUUAGAAUCAAUUCAACAAAUAAAUUCAUUAGUUCAAUUUAAUAAUAAUUUAAGUCUUAUCAUAACUACAACAGCUCAAUCAAUUCAAUUAAUCAAUGAAAGAUAUCAUUUAAAUUUAUCUUAUGAACUUCUUGGAUAUCAUAAAAAUCUUGAACAAUCUUCAUCAUUAUUACAUGAAACAAUAAAAAAAUAUAUUUUAACAUUCAAUGACUUAUUUAAACAACCUCUUAAAAGUGUUGAAGAAAUUAAUUAUAAAGUUGAACCUACUGAUGAUCUUACAAAAAAUAUUUAUUCAAUGGAAUUAUUUAUUCAAAAGAUUAAAGAAAUUGUAGACACAAAAAUUGAUGGACUAGAAAAACAAACACAAAAAAAUAUUGUUAGUGGAUGUACAGAUUAUAUAGUCAAACAACUUGAAUUUCUUGUAAGAAAAAAAACAUUUACUCAAUUUGGAGCUUGUGAAUUUAUGAAAGAUUUACAACAAAUUCAAAGUCUCUUUAAAAGUUAUGGAGUUCCACUUCAAUGUUUUGAAAAAUUAAAACAAACAUCUACAGUAUUAUGUCUUGAUCAAAUUGAAGAUAUUACUAAAUAUUGUUCUGUUAAAGGAUGGAAACUCUCGUCUUUAGAAAUAAAACUUAUAAUGACUUUACGUGUUGAUUUUAGUAAACAAAAAAUUCGUUCUCUACAAUUAUAG